AUGCGUGCAACAAUUCGAGAAGAAAUUGGUGAUUCUAAAUUUUGUAUAAUUAUUGAUGAAGCAAGAGAUGAGCCAAAACGAGAACAAAUGUCUGUGGUUUUGAGAUUUGUAGACAAGCACGGUUAUGUUCAAGAAAGAUUUUUUGAUCUUAUACAUGUUUCUGAUACGUGUUCUUUGACAUUGAAAACAGAAAUUUUAUCAGUUCUUUCUCGUCAUAAUCUUGAUGUUCAAAAUCUUAGGGGACAAGUGUAUGAUAGAGCUAGUAAUAUGCAUGGUGAAUGGAAUGGAUUGCAAGCUCUAUUUUUGAAAGAUUGUCCUUUUGCUUAUUACAUUCACUGUCUUGCUCAUCGAUUACAAUUAGCACUUGUUUUUGCAGCCAAAGAAGUUUGCUAUGUUCAUCAAUUCUUUUCAAAACUUACACUAAUUGUGAAUGUUGUGACUGUUUCUCCUAAACGUCAUGAUCAGUUAAGGGUUGCUCAAGCGAAUAAUGUUGCAAACUUAAUUGCCGAUGAUCAACUUGUGAGAGGUAGUGGACUUAAUCAAAUUGGUACUUUGCAAAGAGUUGUAGAUACUAGAUGGGGGUCUCAUUUGAAUUCUGUACGUAGCUUGCUAUGCAUGUUUGAUGUUACUUGUGAAGUUCUUGAAAAAAGUACUGAAGAAGGUAAUUUCUUCACUCGUGGUGAUGCUAGUGCUGCUUAUGAUGCUAUCACAUCCUUUGAAUUUGUCUUUGUUUUGCAUUUGAUGAGAAAUAUUUUGGAAGUUAGUCAUGAUCUUUGUCAAGCUUUGCAACGAAAAAAUCAAGACAUAUUGAAUACUUUAACUCUGGUUUCUACUACCAAGAAUUUAAUCCAACGAAUGAGAGAAUCAAGUUGGGAGACUUUCAUAAAAGAAGUUAUAUUUUGUGAGAAAUAUCAAGUUGAAGUUCCUGAUAUGAAUGCAUUGCAUAUUCCUAGAAGAGGCCGAACUCGCAAAAUUGUUGACCAAAUUUUAGUGGAGUAUUAUUACCGUGUUAAUUUAUUUUUAGCUGUAAUUGAUACACAGUUGCAAGAGUUUAAUGGAAGAUUCAAUGAUAAUAUGGUGCAAUUACUUACUUUAAGUUCAACUUUAGAUCCCAGAGAUAAUUAUAAGUUCUUCAGUGUCAACAAAGUAUGUGAAUUAAUAGAACGAUUUUAUCCAGGUGACUUCAGUGACCAAGAGAAAUUUCACAUUAUGCAAGCUCAACAUUAUGAACUUGAUGUUCCUAAUCAUGUUGAGUUAACUAACUUGUGCACAAUUUCGGAGUUAUGUCAAGGAUUAAUGAAGACAGGAAAAUCUUUAACAUAUCCUUUGAUUGAUCGUUUGAUUCGCUUGAAGAUUGCUGAAAGAUUUGACACCGAUUCGUUAGUAAAAGGGAUGUCAAUGGGGUGGGGCGGCGCGGGGGAUGCCUCCUUGCUCCCCGUUUCUGCCCCCAGAAUUAAUCUCUAUCCCCGCCCCGAUCUCCGCUGUGGGGGGAUAAUUGUCCUCAUCCCCAUUUCCCGCGUUUCCCGUAUUUUCUGCGGGCCCCAUUCCCCAUCCCCUGAUGUUUAA
Molecule: messenger RNA, 1566 nt
Organism: Arachis duranensis
Lineage: Eukaryota; Viridiplantae; Streptophyta; Magnoliopsida; Fabales; Fabaceae
Exons: 3
Coding region: 1-1566 (521 amino acids)
Source: RefSeq, a predicted model, not a curated record